ACACUUGUCCUCAUCCUCAUUUAGCUGCAGGCCUGCUCCCCUCCUCUUCCCUCUGCUGGAAUGAGUGCUUGAGGAUUAAAGAGGCAGGGAGGCUGGACUAGAGGACCACAGGAUUGGGAUUGGGAUUGGGAAGAUCAGGCUGGACUGGAUUAAUACUGUGCUGUUGGAAACACGAGGCUGGACUGCAAGAAAGAGGCUGUUUUGUACUGGAACUGGUGACUGGGUUAGACAACUUUCUGGACUCUGGAGCUGGAGUGAGACUCAAACAAUGACUACUAAAAACUAAAUUAAUUGAGUGUUUUCGGCUGCACUGGGACCAGUGAGACUGCUGGUGAAGCUUCUCAGCGCACACACGCUUUCUCUGUGCCUGAUGACCUCAGUCCAGAGGAGAAACAGGAGCUGGAGAGCAUCCGCCGUAGAAAACAAGAGCUCCUGCAGGACAUACAAUUCCCUGCUCACAGGCGAAACAGAACAAUCAUCCUUUUUUUUUUCUUUCCUCUUUCUGUUUCUUCCCUCUCCUUCUUUCCCUUCUCUCUUUGUCUGCUCUCAGAGACUGAAGGAUGAGAUAGCAGAGGUGACCAAUGAGAUUGAAAAUCUGGGCCUUACUGAAGAGAGGAAAAGCAUGCAGAGGAAUAAACAGAUGGCCAUGGGCCGAAAGAAGUUCAACAUGGACCCCAAGAAGGGAAUACGUUUUUUGGUGGACAGCUCGCUGCUAAAAAACACCAGCGACGACAUCGCCCAGUUUCUUUACAAGGGGGAGGGGCUUAAUAAGACAGCCAUUGGAGACUACCUGGGGGAGCGGGAUGACUUCAACAUCGAGGUUCUGCACGCCUUCCUGGAGUUACAUGAGUUCACGGACCUGAACCUGGUUCAGGCUCUCAGGCAAUUCCUGUGGAGCUUCAGGUUGCCUGGCGAGGCUCAGAAGAUCGACCGCAUGAUGGAGGCGUUCGCACAGCGAUACUGUCACUGUAACCCCGGAGUGUUUCAGAGCACAGAUACCUGUUACGUGUUGUCAUUCGCUGUGAUCAUGUUGAACACCAGUCUACACAACCCUAACGUGAAGGACAAACCCUCCGUUCAGAGAUUCACAGCGAUGAACAGAGGAAUCAAUGACGGAGGAGACCUCCCAGAGGAUCUGCUCAGGAACCUGUAUGACAGCAUCAAGAACGAACCCUUCAAGAUCCCAGAGGAUGAUGGGAACGACCUCACACACACUUUCUUCAACCCCGACAGAGAGGGGUGGCUUCUGAAACUCGGAGGUGGACGAGUUAAGACCUGGAAGAGACGCUGGUUCAUUCUCACAGAUAACUGCCUCUACUACUUUGAAUACACCACUGAUAAAGAACCCAGAGGAAUUAUUCCACUGGAAAAUCUGAGCAUCAGAGAAGUUGAUGACUCCAAGAAACCGAACUGCUUCGAGCUCUUCAUCCCCAACCACAAAGAUCAGGUGAUCAAGGCCUGUAAGACAGAGGCAGACGGUCGCGUCGUAGAGGGAAACCACACUUUUUACAGAAUCUCUGCCCCGACCACAGAGGAGAAGGACGAAUGGAUCAACAGCAUCAAAGCUGCCAUCAGCAAAGACCCGUUCUACGAGAUGCUGGCUGCUCGGAAGAAGAAGGUGUCGUCUCUGAAGGGGCUGUAGAGCUGCUGAGGAUUCAACAUUGAAACGACAAGUACAGUUUUGACUCACCAAAGCAGCAGGCUGGACGUGGACCUGAUAUUCCUGCUGCUGCAGACACUUGGACCUGCUACAGAGGAUUCAGCUUUUAAAGAGGCUCUUAUUUUGACAACCCUCUCUUUACAGGUUUGACCUUCUGUUGAAAGUUUCAUUUUCCAUCUACAGAUGAAAUAAUUCAAUCAUAGACCUUUUUUUUUUUUAAAUCACUUCAUACAGACUAUUUGAUACACUGAGCCUCAGCUUCUCACACAUUUCACUGGAGUGAAAACAUGAAGAAGAGAGCGAGAAAUGUUUUCAUUCAGAUUGGAAAUGUAAUCAGUGUGUAACACUGAAACCUAAAUAAGGGUGAGGAAAAAACUAUUGUGAUGGAAAUGCUGGACAGUUACAGUAAGAAUCAUAUACUGGACAUUAUUGUGAUUCAGAUACUUUUCUAAAAUUGUAUAUUUUAGUUAGUUUACAACCAAUCUCUGUUUUGAUCAGCUGAGCUGUUUCCCAGAUAUGGAUUAAACCUGGUCCUGGACUGAACUGUAAUGAAGAUAUCUACUGGAAAAACUUCUUAGUUUGGUCUGGUCUUAGUCCUUGUCUGGGUCACUGGCCUCUGGACUUCAGUGUUUAGUUUGUUGCCAUAUAAAAGCUUUUUUUUUCUAAGCCUGUUUUCUUACUGCUGUUGCUCUUUUGUCGAAGCACUGUUAAUGGACAUGAAGGCAAUGCAUAAAUAGCUAAAUAUUUAUUUAUCCAGAUUUCUUGUAAUUUAUUGUUUUCAGUUUUUGUCUCAUUAAAACUUUGCAAACCAAUA
This is a messenger RNA of Seriola aureovittata, 2474 nucleotides long. Its product is annotated as cytohesin-1-like. Gene Ontology annotation, molecular function: guanyl-nucleotide exchange factor activity. Bases 371 to 1642 code for a protein of 423 amino acids. NCBI's taxonomy places the organism in Eukaryota, Metazoa, Chordata, Actinopteri, Carangiformes, Carangidae. Gene Ontology annotation, biological process: regulation of ARF protein signal transduction. The transcript has 12 exons. The record is from RefSeq and is a predicted model, not a curated record.